GUCAACACAGCCGUCCAUCCACCUGUCCACCCAUGCACCACGCCGAUCAAUUUCAUUUGCCUGCACUGCGAUCCGUCCGUCCAUGCACUGCUGUGCAUCAUUCAUUUCCCUGAUCAUGCGACGCAGCUCAGUUGUUUAAAUCGUUUAUGUAGUCAUAUGUCAAGGCAUCCUCUUCACAUUGUCAACACAUGAAGAAGACACAGAAUGCAUGUCUGAUGGACAAGAAUACAUGAUGGCAGGGACGACAGUCAAGCUCUAUCGAUAGAACGCCUCCCCUCUCCUCCCACAUUUCCCUUUCGUGCAAUGCGUGAUGCGCAUGAGAGAGGACCGACGCGUCGCUGUCUCACUGAAGGCGCUACAAGUGCUCAAGGCACGACAGCCCGCCCAAGUGAAAGUCGACAAUCGCAGUAUAUUAACAAUAUACAAAGGAAGGCAAAGACAGGCAGGCAGGCAGACGGCCGGACAGGCGAACGGGCACUUGACAUGCAGGCCAAACAAAUCGCUAAGAAACUUGGUUGGAUGGCACUGGCCAUCCAACUCGCCAAUAGGCCUGAUGGAAUGGGCUGCCAGAAGGGGGUGUACGAUUUACUGCCUGACUGCAUGUCCGGCGAUCCAUACACAUACGAAUUCCUAGCUUACAAGACACAAGCAUCAUGCACAAUACGACAUGAUUGACAUCAUACUCUCUCACCGACGGCUUUACAAGCACUCAAGGCACGACAGCCAACCCACGAAACACGACAUCAGGAAAAGCGACAGGCACUUCACGAGCAGUCGAGAAGGCAUGCAGGGCAUCUGAUUGGAUGCCCCUCCCGACAGACAAGAGGACAUGAAGUGGAUAAAAUCACAGACAGCAACGACAGAAGGCCGUGGCGAUACAACAUAUGUCAUUCCCUGGCACCCAGUCAGCUAAGCAAGCGAGAUCAUCCCCGACUGUCGUGGAAUUAAAUACCUUGACUGAUCGUCCCUCAUGAGAUCGCGCGCCCGCUCGAGAGCUUCCUCAAUCACACGUCUCUCAGUGCUACCCGCGUCAGCAUAUUGGCUGCGCGCAUCUGCUGCCAGCUGAUCGAGAUGCGUCUGGAUGAUAUUGAAACGCCUCCCAAAUUCCGCUGCGCUUGGUGGUGGUGAGCCGAUGGAAGUAUUGCUGUGCCCAUUCUUGGCUCGGAUGCAAAUGAAGCCGAGGUCAGCCAGCAUGUCGAUCGACCGCUCCAUGACGAAAAGGUCCUUCUGGCAGUAGAAACGCAGGCUGUGCAUGCACAGGGCGAGCAGCUCCUCGAAAGACCAUGAGCGCAUUGCGACGUAGAGUCUCUGAAAUACACAUACACAUACACGCACACCCACACACAUACGCUAGCAUUGCAUGACUGCUUUUCCCCCUCUUGUGCAAACGUACCCCGCCGAUUCUGACGAAGUGAUGGUGGAGCUUGUUGCGUACGAUGUCCUUGAAGAGCUCGCUGAUGCGGUCGAUAGCGCUGACUGCUGCAUGGGGGUCGUUGACUGACGAAGUCAUAACGCGAACGGCGAUCUCCGUGAUCUCACGAACUGACCGCAUCGAUAAAGAAGGCAAGAGUGCAUGUAGCCAGCCGUCUCGUCUGGUAUGGUCUGUCUGUCCGGCUGGCUGUCCGGCUGGCUGGCCCACCUCCGAAUGAGAUGCUCUCGCCACCGCGAUCUUCCCUACUCACACGAAGGGCCCGGUUUACCAUCCUUGUCACACGGUGCAGCUGUUCUUCGCCUCUCAUGUUACCGGAGCUAGCAACUGAAGUCGAACUCGAACUGUCGUUCUCGGGAUGCACUCGAACCCAUGCCUGAGCACAAAUACAGGGGUAGACGCAUAACAGCGACGAGCAGAGCCACACUUCACUUACCAGGACGGUUCCCUCUGUGACAAACGUCCCCUUCAUGACACGACGGCUGACGCACAGCUGGAGAGGCGGCCGCUCCUUCCGCAGCUGAUGAGCCAGCCAAUGUAAGUCGGCCGAGCAGAUGUAGCCACUGCGCUUGGCGAGGAUGAUAUCUCGAUGUCCGGGGGCAAACUCAUCCAGUGGCUCGAUCUCAUCGCUCUCUCGCGGCGGCUCGAUGGUUUGCCGUCUGAAGGAGGUCGCACUCUUCUUGACCCAUCCCGUGAUCUCCAUAAUCCAAUGACAAAACCCCUCCUCAACCGACCAAUUGGCCUCGCGCAAUGAUCGCUUAUUCUCCUGGACAAUGUUGCGAAGGAUGUGCUGCAGAUGAAGGCCGCACAGAAAGCUGAGGACACGAAGAACACAUGGACAGGAAACCGUUUCUGCUUGGUAUCACACGCCUGCGUACUUGUGCAUGAAGAAAAUCAACAGCCACAAGAACAAGAUGCUAUCUGCAAAGGACAGAACACGCAAACGUACUUGCGGCAUUCCGUUUGUCGCCUCUACUGCUGGUUGCUUACAGAGGCCCAGGAUAUCGACGGCCCACUCAGGUGUAAACGGAUCUUCCUCCUGCUCGCCUGGAGCCUCGCCGCCGACGAAGAAGAUGACAGUCAUACAGUAGGCGAAGAAGCCGAUGAAAAUACUACACAGACACAUACACAGACAACGAACAGCAAAGUGGGCCAUCUCUUUUUUUUGGAAUGCCCAGCAUUUAGUCACUCACCUGAGGCAGCGGACGUUCGCUGAGCUUCGCAU
This is a messenger RNA of Vitrella brassicaformis, 2654 nucleotides long. The record is from the annotation of a GenBank genome assembly. Lineage: Eukaryota; Vitrellaceae.